Elephantulus edwardii (Cape elephant shrew) is the source of this 939-nucleotide messenger RNA. RefSeq names its product olfactory receptor 4F15-like. The transcript has a single exon. Bases 1 to 939 code for a protein of 312 amino acids. Gene Ontology annotation, biological process: G protein-coupled receptor signaling pathway. Gene Ontology annotation, cellular component: membrane. Gene Ontology annotation, molecular function: olfactory receptor activity; G protein-coupled receptor activity. The record is from RefSeq and is a predicted model, not a curated record. NCBI's taxonomy places the organism in Eukaryota, Metazoa, Chordata, Mammalia, Macroscelidea, Macroscelididae.
AUGCUUGGAUCAAAUUACUCUGAGGUUUCUGAAUUUGUGUUUCUGGGACUUUCUACAUCUAGACCAAUGCAAUAUUUCUUCCUUAUUUUCUCUACAGUGUUUUAUGUAGCUAUUGUUCUGGGAAACCUUCUUGUUGUAUUCACUGUGAUUUUUGAAUCUCAUUUGCAUUCCCCUAUGUACUUCCUUUUGGCAAAUCUCUCUUUUAUUGAUUUAUGUCUUCCCACUUUAACGGUUCCUAAGAUGAUAACUGACCUAUACUCUGGGCAAAAUACCAUAUCUUCCAAAGGGUGUAUCAUCCAGAUUUUUGUGCUUCACAUUCUGGGUGGAUCUGAGAUGGUGCUGCUCAUAGCCAUGGCCUUGGACAGAUAUGUGGCCAUAUGUAAGCCCCUUCACUACCUGACCAUCAUGAGUCCACAGAUGUGCAUUUGGCUUCUGAUUGGUGCGUGGGUUAUUGGUCUCAUUCAUUCAAUGGUUCAGUUAGCUUUUGUUGCUCAUCUACAUUUCUGUGGCCCUAAUGAAAUAGACAGUUUCUACUGUGAUCUACCUCGCUUUAUCAAACUUGCCUGCAUACACACUUACCAACUGGAAUUCAUGGUCACUGCCAACAGUGGGUUUAUAUCCAUGGGAACUUUCUUCUUACUGAUUUUCUCCUAUGUAUUCAUUCUGUUCACUGUUUGGAAACGCUCUUCAGGUGGUUUGUACAAGGCACUCUCUACAUUGUCAGCUCACAUCACUGUAGUAGUGUUAUUUUUUGGACCGUGCAUAUUUGUCUAUGUGUGGCCAUUUCCCACAGUACCAGUGGAUAAAUUUCUUGCUAUUUUGGACUUCCUGAUUACACCCAUUCUGAAUCCUGCCAUCUAUACAUUGAGGAACAAGGACAUGAAGAUGGCAAUGAGGAGAUUGAGUAGUCAGUUCCUGAGUUUCAGGAAGUUGUCCUAA